Messenger RNA from Oryctolagus cuniculus (rabbit), 1289 nucleotides. Its product is annotated as olfactory receptor 4L1. Gene Ontology annotation, molecular function: G protein-coupled receptor activity; olfactory receptor activity. Gene Ontology annotation, biological process: G protein-coupled receptor signaling pathway. Gene Ontology annotation, cellular component: membrane. NCBI's taxonomy places the organism in Eukaryota, Metazoa, Chordata, Mammalia, Lagomorpha, Leporidae. The record is from RefSeq and is a predicted model, not a curated record.
AUGGAACAUAAAAAUGGAACUGUGGUGACUGAAUUUAUUUUGCUAGGAUUUUCUGGACGAUGGGAACUUCACAUUUUCUUCUUUGUGACGUUUUCCUUGAUCUACAGUGCCACUGUGUUGGGGAACAUUCUCAUUAUGGUCACGGUGACAUUCAGCUACCCCCUUCAUUCUCCUAUGUACUUUCUUCUGGGGAACCUCUCUUUUCUGGACAUGUGUCUCUCCACGGCCACAACCCCCAAAAUGAUCACAGACUUGCUCACUGAACACAAGACCAUCUCCUUGGGGGGCUGCAUGGCUCAAAUGUUCUUCAUGCACUUCUUUGGGGGUGCAGAGAUGUCUCUUUUGAUAGUCAUGGCCUUUGACAGGUAUGUAGCCAUAUGCAAACCCUUGCACUACAGGACAAUCAUGAACCAUAGGUUGUUGAAUAGGUUUGUGAUUCUUUCAUGGGUAGUUGGUUUUAUACACACCAUGAGCCAGAUGGUAUUAACUGUGAACCUACCUUUCUGUGGCCACAAUGUCAUAGACAGCAUAUUUUGUGACCUCCCCCUUGUCAUCAGGCUUGCUUGUGUGGAAACAUACACCCUGGAACUAUUCGUUAUUGCGGACAGUGGGCUGCUCUCCUUUAUCUGUUUCAUCCUGUUGCUUUUCUCUUACACUAUCAUUCUGGUCACUGUACAGAAAAAAUCUUCUGGAGGGCUUUCCAAAGCUCUGUCCACACUGUCUGCCCACAUCAUUGUGGUCACUCUGUUCUUUGGACCUUGCAUCUUUAUCUAUGCCUGGCCAUUUGGUAGCUUUGCAAGCAAUAAAACCCUUGCUGUCUUUUACACUGUAAUCACACCCUUACUGAAUCCUAUUAUAUACACCCUGAGAAAUCAGAAAAUGCAAGUGGCCAUGAGAAAACUGCGAUUCCAACACGUUAGCUCCACACAGAACUUCUAGAUUUCAGAACUAUAUAGCUAAUACAACUUUCAAAUACUGCGGUAGGAUAACAUGAAUAGAUAUUUUAUAUAAGGUAUCAUUACUUUAAAUUGAGAUAAAGCUGCUGUAGUACUUUUUUUUUUUUUUUUGACAGACAGAGUGGACAGUGAGAGAGAGAGACAGAGAGAAAGGUCUUCCUUUUGCCAUUGGUUCACCCUCCAAAAGCCGCCGCGGCCGAUGCGCUGCAGCCAGCGCACCGCGCUGAUCCGAAGGCAGGAGCCAGGUGCUUCUCCUGGUCUCCCAUGGGGUGCAGGGCCCAAGCACUUGGGCCAUCUUCCACUGCACUCCCUGGCCACAGCAGAGAGCUGGCC